GAGGCUGCCGCAGUCCAGGAGGGUCGAAAGAACGCAGGCGUAUCGAAUUUGCCUGCUGGCUGGCAUUUGGAUGACCCAAAUGUUGACGCCUCAGACCUGGAGUUCGACUGUGAUGAGGCAGCUUGGUACGACUUUCCGGAGAUCCGGGAUCAGUACGCGGAAAGCUGUCAAGUGCUGAUAAAACAACGAGGAAGCAGGAAUCGAGCAGUCAAUUAUAUGGCAAGAACAGAGGUACAGGUACAGCAGGGAACAAAGGCGGACCUCCAUCCCCACAAUCAUCAAGAUCCCAUUCAUAGCACCAGCGCGAAUAAUAUGAAUACCUCCGUACAAUUGCACCAAGCAGGUGACCACCACCAUUUGCUGAAUCGCGGUCGCCCACACGGCACGAGUUUUUUCUCGAAUGAGACGUGGGAGGAGACAUUAGUGCCGCAUAUAAAGCGGAUGCUGCCAGAUGUAGUGGUGAUCAACGCUGUGCUGUCGACCAAACAGCAGAUGUUCGCGGAAGAAAUCGUACGACAAGCUUUGAUGGACCGAAAAGAGGAGGAAAACGAAAAGGAGUUUUUAAGGAAUGUUUCGUACGUUUGUUCGUGGUUCUUGUCGUCGUCUUUGAUUGUUUUGAUAUUCAGGAGCUGCAUUGAUGAUAGAAUGAAAUUUUUAGUGCUAGUAGAUGUUCAUCUUAGAGCACUUAGAAGAACCAGCGAGGAUAUGGUGGAAGAAGUACAGCGGGUAAAAGCACAGGCACAGGUCUGCUCUAACUUUCGAACGCGAUAAGCUCCGUAGCGGUAUGCCUGGCUCCCCACUUUGCACUGAGGAUGCAGACGACGAGGGGAUCUUAAGGCUUCUCCUAAAAAUCCAUCUUGUGGAGCAUCCUUAGGAGGCAUUUCAUCAAGGGAAAAAUAGUCCCAGACUGGAUCAUCUCGAGAUGGAUAAGUGCGAGCUCUAAGGAUAAGCUUGGAUGAAGAUCUCUGUCCCGACGACGAAGAGCGAGAUGCAGAUGGAAACGUGAUCCGAAAGCGUCAAAAGAAAUUUCCCUCCUUCAUCGAAGUUUGCGAUCGCAAUCGUCUCGUUUUGGAGAUUUUUGCGGAAAGAGCAAACUCUAGACUGGCGAAGAUGCAAGUUGCCAUAGCGAAACUACGGUUUCUGAAAACGAAGCUGCAACGCGGGAGCAAGAUACGGCUGAGAGCAGUGUUGGAGUUGACUGAUCACAAGCUGCAGCAAGGUCGUGUGGCGAUGAGCAGCACCGAGAUGGACCGAGAACGACAUAAAAGCGCUGUCACCAACCUCGAACCGCAUCAGACCGAAGACAUGCUCUUGCAGAACUACUUGAAGAAACUCCACAGGCAGUUAGACGCCCUUCAGAAAAUGAAGGCGAACCAGCGAGAAACAAGAAAACAGUCAGGCGUAUUCACGAUCGGCUUAGUUGGGUACACCAACGCAGGCAAGACCCAAUUGAUAAACCGAUUGAGGACCGACGCGAUUGCUGCAGAACGCGCAGCUGCGGAUAGUGAGAGGUUGAAAGCCAGGGACUUGCUGUUUCAGACUCUAGACACGACGUUAAGGCUGGACCUAAUAGACCUUUGGACGCAUCCUUGAAACGUAUGGAGGAGUAUCCUAAGAGAAUACUCUCCCAUACUUCUCAAGGAUGCACUUGAAAGAUGAAUUAUGGACAGCUCUAACGACGUUGCGCAAAGUGACUUUGCCACGAAGUCGGCGCGUCGCGGUUGUCGCUGACUCGGUUGGAUUCGUGCAAAAUCUGCCGCAUUUUCUGUUCGAAGCCUUUCAAAGUACGAUUGCGGAAUUAAUUGCCUGUGACUUGAUCCUUCAUGUCCGCGAUAUUAGUCACGUAAAUACCGAAAAACAAAGACAAACGGUGUUACAGACAUUGGAGUUGGCAGGUAUGGAUUUUGCUUCGAAGCCUGUUGUUGAGGUGUGGAAUAAAAUGGAUUUGGUUGUUGAAGGGCGAGAUGGAGAAGACGCACUGAAGAAAAGGGCGUCUUCCUCUGCUGUGCUACAAGAAGGGCUCGGAUCAUUUGCUUCAACGAGCAGCGCGGUGACGACAAGUACUUUUUCCGCUGCCUCCAGCACAUCUUCAAGUGAGCAGGAUUUAUCUGCGUCCUCAUCGUCGUCUUCUGCCCCCACGACCACCUCCCCUCAUCUUUCUGACAGGAGCAAAUUAGAGGAAAAAGAUAGUUUCGCCCCAGCCGCUAUAGUCAAGAUUUCUGCCCUCAGAGGAGACGGAUUUUCUGAACUUCUCCACACCAUGGAGAAGGAGCUGAACAAGGCAAGGAAUUGCGAAAGAAGGCCUUAUACUUACCAUGUUCGACACACAGCGAGAGUUUCACGUUUCCUGCAUGAAGAAGGGCUCUUCUUGAUGGGGCAGGGCACAGGUGGCUCUGCUGGAGAGGGAGAUGACGACGCUGACACUGACAACUACGACGAGGAAAACGCCGAAGUGGAGGGGCAGCUCAACGCACAGGAGGACGGCUGUGAAGAACAAGGUAGAGGGGCAGCGGCCAAAGAUGUUGAAAAUCUCGAGGAAGAUAGAGGAGAGGAGGACGAGGCAGAUGACGCCAUAUCAGAGGAGGAAGAAGAAGAUCUCGAAGACGAGGAAGAAGAUAUUCAAAUAUCAGACUGCGGGGAAUGGAUGACGGCGCAACUCCUUCUCACAGAUUUACAACGAGAGCGUUUCGAAAGAUUGUUGGGGGAAUUGAAUUCUAAGGAUGGCCGUGCCGACGGCAGAGAUGUGAAGAAAAGAAGACGCUGUUGAGGUUACUUGUUGUUGGGGAUGGUUGAUGAUGUUGAUGUCGGGACAUAAUUGAGGUUCUUGAUCACAUUUAAUGAGCACGACAACCACGCGCACACGGAUAUGGACACACCUAGUGAGGGAUAUAUGCACAACUCGAAGACAUUGCACUUGUCACAGCCAUGAGGCAGACGAGUAGUACGCACAGGCAGCAAUGGGAGGUCUUGCUCCUUGUCGAGAGACUGAAGCGAAGAUGAAAAUCAAAAUUUGCGAUCAUGAACUGCUAAGGCUAUUAAUGAUAUCCAUCGACAGAGCAGACAAU
Molecule: messenger RNA, 3065 nt
Organism: Amoebophrya sp. A25
Lineage: Eukaryota; Dinophyceae; Syndiniales; Amoebophryaceae
Source: the annotation of a GenBank genome assembly